UUGUCGAAGAUGACAUUUAAACCAAGUCCUCGUUUUCAGAGUCCCUCUGUUUCGGUAUAGAGGGAAGGCCAGGAUGAAGCGAAUGAAUCUCUGCAUAUUCAACCACUUGAAACUCAAGGUCCUUGUUUUCAGAGUCUCUCAAUUUUGGUAUAGAGGGAAGGCUAGGAUGAAGCGAAUGAAGGUUGCCUUGCAGAUAUUAUCAGAGGAGUCGUCCUUGCCUUCAUACGAUGAUAUUCAACCACUUGAAACUCAAGGGUAUUUUUUCAUUUUCCUUUUUAGUUUUGCUGGCUUCUUCAUUUACUCAACUCAUCGUCAAUCUCUGUCUCCUUGGGAUGUGAUGGUAAUUGCAAAAAUGAUUGUCAUUCCACCAAUUUGGCUUGACUAGUGGUUCAUAACUUCUUGCUUCCGGUAAAACAAUCAAUUUGUUGGAAUUAUUGUAAAGUUUUAGCUCUCCUUUCAUUACCAUCACGUUCUCUAUUUUCAGACUAUUCUCAAUCAUCUUGGCAAAGGAGGGAGGACAUUGCAUUCUUAGUCGAUAACUCAUUUCAUUGAUAAUAUUAUCAAUGAAUAUGUCCAUUUUUUCUUGAUCAAGCACAUCUCUUGGAUACCUAUUAAACAUGCAUUUCCAUCGUUGUAAGAAGAUCAUAAAAGAUUCACCAUUCUUUUGUUUAACAUUGCAUAGAUCCAACAUUGUUAUCUGAUUCCUUAUAUUGUAGGAGUAUUGUGAAAUAAAUCUAUUCACAAGUUCUUCAAAAGAUUUGAUUCCGGAUGGUAAUCUUGAAAACCACUCCAUUGAUUGUCCAUUUAAACUCCUAUGAAAAAGACGCAUAAGGUAAGUUUCAUCGUGGGAAAAUUCCAUACUUAUAGUACAAAACUCCCUAAUGUGAUCUUGAAGAUUGGAUUUUCCAUCGUAUUUGUCAUAUUUAGGGAUCUCACAAUGUUGUGGAAAUGGUAUCAUAUUCAAAUUUUUAUCGAAAGGA
Molecule: messenger RNA, 980 nt
Organism: Cryptomeria japonica (Japanese cedar)
Lineage: Eukaryota; Viridiplantae; Streptophyta; Pinopsida; Cupressales; Cupressaceae
Exons: 5
Coding region: 74-385 (103 amino acids)
Source: RefSeq, a predicted model, not a curated record